AUGUUUUCGAGAUUCUACAGAUCGUUUUGCAAACCAUCCGACGCCAUCAUUCGAUUCACAGGACACUAUGCGCACCAAACACCAUGUCUUUCAAGGAACUUGUACACAUCUGCACAUAACUUUCGCCGACAAUCGAAUUAUGGGCAGACUAUACGCAACGCCCAGAUCAAGCGGAUUCGAAAAUCAGAAUCAGAUCUGGAGCAGGAGAUAAUAUUGCGCAAAAAACUCCUUGCUAUAUUAAAGCUCGAACCGAAGCAAAGCUUCUUCAGCAAACUCUUCCCAGUUCAAUCAAGUGUGUAUCCAAAGCCGGAGGACAUUCAGAAGGCUAUAGAGCUAUUUAGUAUUUUGUACACCAAGACCUGA
Fusarium pseudograminearum CS3096 is the source of this 363-nucleotide messenger RNA. RefSeq lists its product as uncharacterized. The transcript is spliced from 2 exons. Bases 1 to 363 code for a protein of 120 amino acids. The record is from RefSeq and is a predicted model, not a curated record. Lineage: Eukaryota; Fungi; Ascomycota; Sordariomycetes; Hypocreales; Nectriaceae.